AUGCAUCUCUCUCAAAUUCUGCUAGUGGUCGUCGCUUCCCUCCUGGCUACCAGUGAGGCUCUUUCGACGGCCACGAUUUUCAACCAGGUGGAGAAGACGACUUCACUCGGCUCCCAGCGACUUCUGAGGACCCACCCCGAUUACAAGGUUGCCGACGAUGAAGCUGAGACCGAAGAGAGGGGUCCGCUCUCGAGGGAGCAAAUGAAGGCGCUUGUCAAGGAGGUGGGCAUCGAUCGGAGGAAGGUCAAGGCUGACUUUAACCACCUGCUAAGACACGAAAAGUACCCGGAGUACCAAAGACUGAUGAACAAUGUUCUUGAGAAGCAAAGGAGCAAGGGUGCCCCCGUUUACAAGAACCCGUAA
This is a messenger RNA of Phytophthora sojae, 363 nucleotides long. It is a transcript of the gene Avh1b-96, whose product is annotated as Avr1b-1 avirulence-like protein. The record is from RefSeq and is a predicted model, not a curated record. Bases 1 to 363 code for a protein of 120 amino acids. NCBI's taxonomy places the organism in Eukaryota, Oomycota, Peronosporomycetes, Peronosporales, Peronosporaceae. The transcript has a single exon.